AGCAGCGCUUCGUCUCUGCAGUGGGAGCGGAGGAGCAUCUGGAGGAGCGCUGGCCGGCUGGGGAGGUGGAGGACGGGGAGAGACGAAGAAGGAGGAUCCGGGUGUCGGCGAGAAAAGAAAAAAACGGGGUCAGGCCUGGGACUUAGGCAAAACGGGGGAUCCAAACGAGGGAGGAUCAUUCAGUCAUUUUUUUGUUUUGUUUGACUUUUGUGUUGCAUUGGACCGCCAUUCUUUUGGCGAUGCCAUCCAACACGGUCACCACCGCCACCGCUUUCAAGAGCCCCAGCUUCAACUGUGACAGUAGUGGAAAUCUGAUGACUGAAAGUUCAAGGCUGGAGAAGGAUCUUCCCGCAGCGGAGAGGCCAGCGCUCAGCACUCCGGUCCGCAGAGUGGGGCGACCCGGCCGCAAACGCAAGCACCUCCCCGUGGAAAACUGUGGAUCACUGAAAGAUCUGGUGGGCGUGGCUAAGAAUCACAGAGGGGUGGAGCUCCAGUCCUGUUCGCAGGUUCAGGUUCAGAAUGGAGAUGUGGGAAAGAGGCAUGAGGACAGAUCCUCCGAUUGCUCUUAUCCCACGCAGGACAAGAAUGCUCCGGAAAACGGUCUCCCUCGUCCCUCCGGCUGCAGGGCUCAGUGCCCCGCUGACCCGAGCAUGAGCCCCUCCGUGGAGAACGGAUUUGCUCUUGCCCGGGACGAGUGCGACUCUGAGAAGGACAAAGAGGAGACGCUGCCAACCCUGCCUCGCAAGAAACGAGGGAGACGGAAACUGGAGCGGCCGACUAAAUACGUCGAGCAUAAGGAGGACGAGAGUGGAGACUUCUCGAAGAAUGAGGGAGCUCGAGGCAGGCUCCGUGGGGGAGUGGGCUGGGAAGUCAGCCUGCGGCAGAGACCCAUGCCCAGAGUAACCUUCCAGGCCGGUGACCCUUAUUACAUUAGCAAGAGGACCAGGGAGGAGUUGCUGGCCAAGUGGAAGAUGGAGGCAGAGAAAAAGGCCAAGCAGGUUUCCGGGAUGAACUCAAUGGAGGAGCAUGGAGAGGUGGAGGUCGAGCCUCAGAAAAUCAGCGGCACCAUCAGCAGUGCACUGACCCCUGCACCACCACAACAGCAACAACUAGCCCAGCCUCAGGCUUUUCCCAAAGCCCAACCUCAACCACAACCACAGCCCCCUCCCCUACAGCAACCUCCACCUCAGCAGCAGCAACAACAGCAGCCUACGGAUCCUGCUUCCCCAACGGUGGCCACUACCCCAGAGCCAGUACCUAUAGGAGAUGGAGACAAGACUUCUCCCAAGUCCUCUGAAACAGAGGCUGAGUAUGAGGAUGGCCGAGGCUUUGGGAUUGGCGAGCUGGUUUGGGGGAAACUGCGUGGCUUCUCUUGGUGGCCUGGACGCAUUGUAUCCUGGUGGAUGACAGGACGAAGCCGAGCUGCUGAGGGAACAAGAUGGGUGAAGUGGUUUGGCGACAGCAAGUUCUCUGUGGUCUGUGUUGAGAAACUAUUGCCUUUGAGUUCCUUCCACAAUGCCUUUCACCAGCCAACUUACAACAAACAGCCAAUGUACAAGAAAGCCAUCUAUGAGGUGCUACAGGUUGCCAGCAGUAGAGCAGGAAAAGUGUUCCUCACGUGCCCUGAGAGUGACGACACUGACACCUCUAAGUCGGUGGACAUGCAGAACAAGCAGAUGAUUGAGUGGGCCAUGACAGGAUUCCAACCCACUGGCCCCAAGGGCCUAGAGCCACCAGAAGAGGAGCGCAACCCAUAUAAGGAAGUGUACCCUGAAAUGUGGGUGGAGCCCGAAGCUGCAGCCUACAUGCCCCCGCCCACAAAAAAGCCCCGCAAAAGCACGACUGCAGAGAAACCCAAGGUCAAAGACAUCGUUGACGAGAGAACUCGAGAGAGACUUGUCUACGAAGUGCGACAGAAGUGCAGGAACAUUGAAGACAUCUGCAUCUCUUGCGGAACACUGAAUGUUUCCCUUGAGCAUCCACUUUUCAUUGGAGGAAUGUGCCAAAGCUGUAAGAACUGUUUCCUUGAGUGUGCAUACCAGUAUGAUGACGACGGUUACCAGUCUUACUGCACUAUCUGCUGUGGAGGGAGGGAGGUCCUCAUGUGUGGAAAUAACAACUGCUGCAGGUGUUUCUGUGUGGAGUGUGUGGAUUUGCUGGUGGGGCCGGGGGCGGCGCAGGCAGCUAUAAAAGAAGACCCGUGGAACUGCUACAUGUGCGGCCAAAAGCCCCAGUACGGAUUGCUGGAGCGCCGGGCCGAUUGGCCUAGCCGGCUGCAACACUUCUUUGCCAACAACCAUGACCAAGACUUUGAACCUCCAAAGCUAUAUCCUCCAGUUUUGGCAGAGAAGAGAAAACCCAUUCGCGUCCUAUCACUCUUUGACGGCAUCGCCACAGGACUACUGGUGCUGAAGGAGUUGGGCAUUCAGGUGGAGCGCUAUGUGGCAUCUGAGGUGUGUGAGGAUUCCAUCACUGUGGGUAUUGUGCGACACCAGGGGCGCAUCAUGUAUGUUGGCGACGUGAGGAACGUCACACGCAAGCAUAUACAAGAGUGGGGGCCUUUUGAUCUUGUCAUAGGUGGAAGCCCUUGUAAUGAUCUGUCCAUAGUUAAUCCAGCACGGAAAGGUCUCUAUGAGGGCACUGGUCGGCUGUUCUUUGAGUUUUACCGGCUUUUACAUGAAGCUCGUCCUAAAGAAGGAGACGAGAGGCCGUUCUUCUGGCUUUUUGAGAAUGUAGUGGCCAUGGGUGUCAGUGACAAGAGGGACAUCUCUCGCUUUUUAGAGUGCAACCCCGUGAUGAUAGAUGCCAAGGAAGUGUCUGCUGCACAUCGUGCCCGCUACUUCUGGGGUAACCUUCCUGGCAUGAACAGACCGCUGACUGCCAUGAACUCUGACAAACUGGAUCUUCAAGGCUGUCUGGAACACGGCAGGACUGCUAAGUUUGAUAAAUUGAGGACCAUCACCACUCGGUCAAAUUCCAUAAAGCAGGGCAAAGACCAGCACUUCCCUGUUUACAUGAAUGAAAAAGAGGACAUCCUGUGGUGCACUGAGAUGGAGAGGGUGUUUGGCUUCCCUGUCCACUACACAGAUGUGUCCAACAUGAGCCGGCUGGCCAGACAGAGGCUACUGGGCCGUUCUUGGAGCGUCCCAGUCAUCCGCCACUUGUUUGCACCACUCAAAGAGUACUUCGCCUGUGUGUGAACCCCAACGCAGUGAGGAGAAGAGAAACCCAAACUGAUGUAUGAAAUAACAAGAGCCUUGUAUAUUAUUUACAGCAUAAACAUCAAAGUAGGUAUUUCAUGGUAUUUCUUUUGUUUUCAAAAAAAAUUUGACUCUUUUUUUAUUCUAUUUAAUUGUUUUUUUUAUUCAAUUCAUUUUACUUUUUAGCAGUGUUAUCCAGAAUUUGAACUGAUUUAUGUGUGCAAGCUAUACUUGAGAUGGGGCCUCCUAUCAAGGCACUGAGAGACAAAAGCGAGAAAGCAAACGAUGGAAAAGUAGUAGAUUGUUCAUUUCACCGGCAUAAGUUACAGAGUUUGACGUUAAGUAACUGGGCUGGGUUUUUGGGCCGUUACAUCGCUCACUUUUUUCUCUUCUCCAGCGACUGAGCCUUGGCAAGAGCAAAAACAAAAAACAAAACUACAAACACAAGAAAAGGUGUCUUUCUCUUCAGUGUCAGGGGAGCUCUGUCUUAACCAAUCCAAAACACUACAUCACAAAUACCUCUUUGUUUACAGUUUCUAUACACUAACUGAAGGUAAUAAAAGGUACUACUGUAAUAGGUGACAAUAUGGUGCUUCAAGGUGGUGAAAAACAUUGCAACUCAUGUGGUGCUACUACUUCAAAACCGGAUGGGGUCGUCUUUAGACCGUUAGCCAGGUUAAAAAAAAAAGUGACGCUAAACUUCAAACGAGGACUCGUCAAAGCCAGGUCUGCCACAUCUCAUUUUGUAUUUUUUACAGUCUUUUAUACAAUACCUUACUGGUGCUCUACUCCAACUCCUCAGCCUUGCAGUCACUGAGGUCCGUUCCUGCGUCCAUAAACACACACAGACACACACACAGACACACAUACACACACACACACACACACACACACACACACACACACACACACACACACACACACUCGCACACAGAGUGUGCUGGCCUGCCACAUGGGCCGUGAUGUUUUUUUGUCAUCCAUACCUUGAGAUCAACGGCUGUGCUGAGCUACUUUUUUUCUAGCGUCACACAGGCCAGAAUCAUUACUGUACAACUCUCAGCGUGCGCGGCGGCCACAGGGUGGGCAGCGUCGGGUUUGCUCUUGGCCUGCUGGACCCCCCUCUCUAGUGCCCCUCGCAGGCUAUCCUCAGUCAGGUGCAAACUUAAAAAAAAGGUGCGGCUUCACAAUGUUCUUCUACCUUUUUAUAGCGAUUUUUUGUGCUGUGUUACCAACAAUAUCAAGCACUUUUGUAUAUGUAUACUUCUUUUUAUUUCCGUUGAUAUUUUUGAAUAUUUCUUCUUGACUCUUGUGAAUUUUUUUAGCUUUGUUUUGUUUUAUUUUUUCUUUAGUUAUGUUCUAUGAUGUGAAACUCUCUUUACCAUUGUAUGAGGUAAUCCUUUUUUCUGUACAGUAGGGCUGUGCCAAUAGAUGUGAAAAGAAUGGGUUCAUAGGUUAGGGGGAAGUUCACCUGUCGUUCUGGUGGUGAAUCGGGGUUAAAUCAAAAUGCCACCCUGAUCUGCUACAGUGGUGCUUCGUCAUAAUCCACAUUAAGUACUGUCUGCUCCCAGUGUCGUGCGUAUAUGAGCCUAAAAGUACCUUUUGCUAGAUAUGCCAUUUGACGGAUGCUUCUCUCGUGUUGUCAUUAGCGAUGUCUAGUCUCUCCCUAUUAGUUCUGCGGUUGUUUGGAUCACGUCAAAGCAUGUGGCCAUUUAAGGAGCAUAUACCUAUUAAAGGAAUCUAAAUUGUGUUUGCAAGGCUAAACUGACUAAUGUACUCUACUUAACAAGGUAGGCCUGUAUUAUUGGCGGCUUUUGGAAAUUUGUGAAGUUGUUUAGAAUUCUAGUAAAAGUCUAUGUGCAUUUAAAUUAUUGUACUUAGCACAGAUCUGGUCAUUGGCAAACUAUCAUAUGAUGUUUUACAGAAACAAAUUAGAUUUCUUUCUUUUAUUUAAGGCAUUGCACUGCAUACAUACCUUAAUCUUGCUUACUGUUCUGCAGUAACUCCUUUCUUACAUUCAGAUGAUAUCAAUGCCCAUAUUUUUUGUACAUUUUGUACAUAGAAUAUGUCUGUUGCUGUUUUUGACUGUUUUAAAAUGACCUAUGAGAUGUACAAAUAUAAUUCUUUGCUAAUAUAUAUCAUGGAAUCAAAAAAAAAAGUCUCCAAAUGCAAAGAGAGGGGUAAUUGACAAAAUUGCGACAUGAGAAAUUGACAUAAGCUAUAGAGCAGUGGGGUGGGAAGACUGCUGGUCUUUUGUGUUUCAUAUUUAUAUGUCGUGUGUUGAACAAGGAAAGCAAAAAGAAUGAAUUUGCCAAGUGAUCUUAACAGUAGAUGGAAAAUUCCAUCUUUUACUGCACAGCCCUACAUACAAAAAGUCUGUUUUUAUUUGCGUUUAAUUCUUUUAUAAGUAAUAAAAGGGGGAUUGUAGGUGUUUCCUAAGGUGCUAAACAUUUUAUCUAAUUGAGAAAAAACUAUAUUAUUUGGAAGAGAAAUAAACUUGUCUUGACAAUGACUGUUUUUAUGUUCCUUGUAGUAUUGGAAAAGCACUAUUAUUUUACUCUCUCAUAUAAAUAUAUUAACAAAGGCAUUUUAACUUUGUACUUGAAAAAAAAAUGAUAAUGAUGAAAAGAUUCUUAUAUUGUUUUAGAAUAGACAUUGCUGUAGUUGGUGCUUAUCUGUGGGAAAAUCAUGUACUCAUAUUAGGAAGUAAGAGAAAAAUUGUAAUAACUUUUGCUGUUAACAUGUACUUGCUUAAUAUCCAGGCAGCAUUGCUUUUAAGUCCUACAUUCCAUGCCAUAUAUCCAGCCCUCCAUCUUUGUUUUUUUUUUUUUUUUUUUUUUUAAGAUCAGUUUUAUUUUAUAUAUUUUUGGCUACUGUGGCCUAUUUGUUUGCUUUCGUAACAGGUUCUCUAUAUAUAUAUCUCAGUGACACUGUUGAUUUUGUGUGACCUCUUCUGUGUCAUAACUGUUUUCAAGCCUUCUCCUUUCGAGAUCAGCUCAUACAGCAGAUGUAGCAGUCAUUUUCCACCUCUCCUCCCUCUCUCUUUUGUUAUGUGCCCAGAACGAAGAAAAAAGGCUCCUUAUGUACUUGUGCUGGAGAACACUUGAAUAAAUGUAUUGUUUUUUGUGCAAAAAUGA
Molecule: messenger RNA, 6334 nt
Organism: Pygocentrus nattereri (red-bellied piranha)
Lineage: Eukaryota; Metazoa; Chordata; Actinopteri; Characiformes; Serrasalmidae
Gene: dnmt3ab
Product: DNA (cytosine-5-)-methyltransferase 3 alpha b
Exons: 23
Coding region: 240-3200 (986 amino acids)
Biological process (GO): negative regulation of DNA-templated transcription
Cellular component (GO): nucleus; cytoplasm
Molecular function (GO): methyltransferase activity
Source: RefSeq, a predicted model, not a curated record